ACAAUGAGUCUCACCGCUAAGGACAAGGCCGUGGUCAGGGCCUUCUGGGCUAAGGUGUCCAGCAAGGCUGAGGACGUCGGAUGCGAUGCUCUUUCUAGAAUGCUGGUGGUGUACCCCCAGACCAAGACAUACUUCUCCCACUGGCCGGACCUGAGCCCCGGUUCUGCCCCGGUCAGGAAGCAUGGUAAGACUAUCAAGAUCGACGACCUCACGGCAGGUCUCCUCACCCUCAGCGAGCUGCACGCCUUCCAGCUGGGUAUAGAUCCAGCCAACUUCAAGAUCCUGUCCCACAACAUAUUGGUGGUGCUGGCCAUUUUGUUCCCCGCUGACUUCACCCCAGAGGUUCAUGUGUCCGUGGACAAGUUCCUGGCCGCACUGGCACAUAGGACCACAUAAACAAAAACAAUUUGACAUACAAAAAUAACAUAUGUUAGAUAAUUAGGCUAAUUAAGGACUCAUAUAAAUAUAUAUAUAUAUCAUGAAUUGAUUAAUAUUAUUUAUUCAUUACAUUUCCUAUACACAUAAAAACGUAUAUAUAACGUGUAAACAUAACCUAGUGGUUUUGCUGAUCAUGCUAUAAUUGUAACAUAUUGUAUUGUAAUGCAUUUUUAUAAACCAAUGGAGUUUAGUUGUCAUAAAAUGUGAAAAGUUACAUGUUGUAUUUAUAGAUGAUGUAAAAUGAAAUACACAGACAGUAUAGCUUGUUGAAUUUCUUAAGAAUAUUGGUUGAUUAAU
Messenger RNA from Oncorhynchus tshawytscha (Chinook salmon), 735 nucleotides. Its product is annotated as hemoglobin embryonic subunit alpha-like. The record is from RefSeq and is a predicted model, not a curated record. Lineage: Eukaryota; Metazoa; Chordata; Actinopteri; Salmoniformes; Salmonidae. Gene Ontology annotation, biological process: oxygen transport; hydrogen peroxide catabolic process. Gene Ontology annotation, molecular function: oxygen carrier activity; haptoglobin binding; organic acid binding. The transcript is spliced from 3 exons. Bases 4 to 396 code for a protein of 130 amino acids. Gene Ontology annotation, cellular component: haptoglobin-hemoglobin complex; hemoglobin complex; blood microparticle.